AUGAUUGAUAAUGGAGGUGCAUCAGGCUUAGGUUUUGGUUUAGGAGAGUGCAUUAAUCUCUCAAAUUUGAUACUUGAUCUAAGAUCGAAUGAAAUUGGUGAUGAAGGUGCAUCAGGCUUUGGUUAUGGUAUUGGAAAGUGUACUAAUCUUUCAAAUUUGAGUCUUGAUCUUAGGUAAAAUAAAAUUGCUGCAAUUGGUGCAUCAGACUUAGGUUCUGGUCUAGGAAAGUGCACUAAUCUAUCAAAUUUGACACUUAAAUUUGAGUUCAAUAAAAUUGAUGAUAAAGGCGUCUCAGGCUUAGGUUCUGGCUUAGGAGAGUGCACUAAUCUCUCAAAUUUGACUUUUUCACUAAUGUAGAAUUAAAUUGGUGAUGAAGGCUUGUAAGGCUUAGGCUAUGGCCUAGGAAAGUGCACUAAUCUUUCAAAUUUGACACUUGAACUUUAGUCGAAUUUUAUUGGAAAUGAAGGUCCAUCAGGCUUAGUUUCUGGUUUAGGAAAGUGCACUAAUCUCUCAAAUUUAACCCUUUAUCUAAGAUCGAAUUAGAUUGGCGAUGAAGGUGCAUCAGGCUUAGGUUCAGGUUUAGGAAAGUGCACUAAUCUCUCAAAUUUGACACUUGAUCUUGAAUCGAAUUAGAUUGGAGAUGAAGGUGCAUCAGGCUUAGGUUCUGGUUUAGGAAAGUGCACUAAUCUCUCAAAUUUGACACUUGAUCUUUAGAGAAAUAUGAUUGGCAAUAAAGAUUCCUCAGGUUUAGGUUCUGGUUUAGGAAUGAGCACUAAUCUCUCAAAUUUGACCCUUAAUCUAACGUAAAAUAGAAUUGCUGCAAUUGGUGCAUCAGACUUAGGUUCUGGUUUAGGAAAGUGCACUAAUCUCACAAAAUUGGCACUUUAACUAAGGCUUAAUAUGAUUGGUGAUGAAGGUGCCUCAAGUUUAGGUUAUGGUUUAGGAAAGAGCACUAAUCUCUAAGAUUUGACACUUGAUCUUUAUGGCAAUUAAAUUGGUGCAAUGGGUGCAUCAGGCUUAGGUUCUGGUUUAGCAAAUUGCAUUAAUCUCUCAAAUUUGUAACUUAACAUUUCUUACAAUUAAAUUAGUGCAAUGGGUACUACAGGCUUAGGUUCUGGUUUAGCAAAUUGCAUUAAUCUCUCAAAUUUGGCACUUAACCUUUAGUAAAAACAAGUUGAUUCAAUUGGUGUAUCAGGCUUAGGUUCAACUUUAGCAAAUUGCAUUAAUCUCUUGACACUUAUUGUUAUGAAAAAAAAACAAAAAUGCUUUUGA
This is a messenger RNA of Tetrahymena thermophila SB210, 1272 nucleotides long. Its product is annotated as cyclic nucleotide-binding domain protein. Gene Ontology annotation, molecular function: small GTPase binding; GTPase activator activity. Lineage: Eukaryota; Ciliophora; Oligohymenophorea; Hymenostomatida; Tetrahymenidae. The transcript has 15 exons. The record is from RefSeq and is a predicted model, not a curated record. Gene Ontology annotation, biological process: nucleocytoplasmic transport; activation of GTPase activity. Gene Ontology annotation, cellular component: cytosol; nucleus; perinuclear region of cytoplasm.